UAGACACGCCAGACGAGUCGCGUCUAAGCGCGUUGUAUAAUGAAGUGGUGGGACUACCUAUGUUUAUGUUUUCUAAUGUUGUCGAGGCAGCACUAACCCCACGACCUGUAAACAGAGACAGACAACUCCUGGUCUGUCGAUGUUUAGUGAAUUAAGAUCAUGGAGUUGGCAGAUGGAUCAACAGAUAUUGUGCACCCGGAAGUGCGAGCGCAUAUCAAUAGUCUUGUCUCAGCGCUUGGAGGUAUCAGCGCCGACAGCGAUGGCGGCUAUCAACUCGGCGACGAUGCCCUCGAGGUUCUUCGAGAUCUAAAGCGAUGGAUACGCUUCUACGACGAAAAGACGAAUCGGAUGGACGUUGCGCGAUGCAUACACGAGGCGAACCUGGUCGAGGGUGACCUGCUCCCCAUUCUCUCGACGUGGCCCGAAAACGCCACGGACAGCAAAUUCAAGUCCAGGAUAGCCUUGGCUUGCUUCGAACUCAUGGUUCCUCUCACCUGGCCAAUGGCAAGAGACAGAGAGCGAAUGACGGUCAAUCACCACCGCCAUAUGCCGGUCCUGGAGCUUGCUCAGGUUGGAUAUAAGCGAGCCGUUGUCAACUACGACGGAGCUCGCGUACUUCAUACAGCUAUACGGGUGGCUCUCCCGUCCAUGGCAAUACCGAUUGGCGAUCGAACACAACGUGAUCAAGGCAUCAUCAAGCUGGUCUUGUUCUUCCUCCGUAACAUCGCCAUGAUCGAGCCUCCCCCUGAUGUCAAAUACGAAGGCGAUGAGUCUCAAAUAUCUCGAUCCGCCACUAUCGAUGCAUUCUCAUACCAAGAUAUCUUCCUCGUGCUCUUAACACUUGCCUCGAACAUGGGAGAAGAUUUUCGAGCCGAAGAUACAUCUGUCAUGGAGAUUAUAUACCAUUUAGUGAAACAAGUCGACAUCGAAAAGCUCUUCAUGAAUGAGCAGCAGCUAAGUAAGGCCAAGGCUGGAGAGCUUGCCGAUAUGAUGAGUAAGGAGUCGUCCAUGUUGAAGGCAUACAACCGCAAAGGCCCAACUCGCCACAACCGAUUCGGUACUAUGAUUUGGGUGAAGCGAGACGACGGCAAGAUGUCAUCACUUUCGGGUCAAGAUGCGCUGGCUGAUGCCUCGACGAGAAAUCAAAAGAUGGACAACUCAAAGACCUUCCGACCUCCUCGCCGAGCACGAAAAGGGGAUAAAGAUGAGAAAGAUCUCGGAUUACCAACUAAGCUUAAUUCUCGUGCUUAUGACCAGUUGCGAUCGUUUGUCGAGGACUUCCUUGACUCGGGCUUCAACCCCCUAUUCCAACAUGUCCGCAAAACCAUCGAUAGGGAGGCACCACAUGUAAUGCAGUAUCAUCGCCGUCAGUUUUUCUACUUGGUGGCAUGGUUCCUAGAAGCCGAGCGCAUGAGGCGCAAGGCAAGGAAACAGUCGAGUCAGAAUCCCAGCGAGGAUAUCAGCAGUUUCAACCUUGUUGCAGGUGUUCUCAACCAGGAGAUGUUCAUCACUCUCAAUAAGGCUCUCCAUGAGUCACUCGAGAUGAAAGAUUGGCAUGAACUAACCGCCGUUAUGCGUUGUUUUACCCAGAUUCUUCUCACAGUGCAGGAAAUGUCAGAGUCAGGCAACGAGGACAACGAAGAGAUCGCCGAAAACGUGCUUAGUCGUCUAUUUUACGAAGAAGCAACCCACGAUGCAAUUGCCACCAUCAUUAGAACUUACAAGGACCAAAGCUUCAACUACCUUGACGCUGCCACGGAACUGGUCCACCACUUCCUCCGUAUCCUGGAAGGAUACUCUAAGCAGAACAUCGAUAUGCAAGUUCGCUCGCGGAAGCGCACUCGGCGGAAGAAGAAGGCUGCCCAAGACGCUGCAGGAAUCGAAAAUGACAACGACGAGAAUGACGGUUCAGAUAAUGACGCCGCAUCCGCCGAGCGAACCACUAAAGAACGAAAGUUCGACUUUCAUCGCUUUGCAACGCGUUUCACGCCCCAGAGCGUAGUGGAUACAUUUGUCGCUUUCACCAAGUAUUACCGUGAUCUGACAGACUCGCAACUCAAGCGAGCGCAUCGAUACUUCUAUCGCGUGGCUUUCAAAGCAGAAGCGAGUGUCAUGCUAUUCCGUGUGGAUAUAAUCCACCUCUUUUACAACAUGAUCAAGGGCCCUGCUGCGCUUGAAAAGUCCUCUAGAGUGUUCAAGGAGUGGGAAGAGUUGGUGAAGCAGAUACUGCGAAAAUGCUUCAAGAAGCUUGAACAGCGGCCAGAACUGCUUGUGGAGAUGCUCUUCAGCAAGGGGUCCAGCACCGCCUUCUUUCUCGAGUACGGCUUCGAACGACAAACUGUCACUACAGCCAGCAAAGCCAAACCUGCAGCUGAGCUGGUCUUCAAAAACACUGAAGAGCUAGACCGACAGAUUGCCAUUGUCGUUGGAGCAAUGCUGGACAAGAACCAGGCAAACCAUGUCGCUUGGAUCAAGAAAAUCCUCGGCGACGCUGAGAGCGAACGUGAAGCUUUCAUGGCAGCGGAAGAGGCAAUGGCUUCAGUUGAGCCUGUACAAGACGAAGCUGAAGAGCAGCCAACAGAGUCGGGGCCAAAAGCGCCUCCUAUAUUCUACGUGCGCCCGGAUGAUAAGGACCGUCGGAAUGCCAUGUUCAAGAACUCUCAUAUGCGACUCCUUAUGAAACUCGUCGGCCUUCAAUUAUUAGACCCGGCGUCAGAAGAAACACCCGAGUCUGCAUGGAUCAUACCUUCAGAUGUGUCUGCCGACGUUCUCAAGGAUGCUAUCCACUACAUCAACCAAGCCGAGUUCAGCCCUCCAACAUUUGAGGAGGGUGUUCUGGCAGAACACCAGCUGAAACGCAGGAGUGCUCCACGCAAGAAGGCCGAUUUCGAUGAUGAUGAGGCCGGCGAGCCUGACGACCCCAUGUUCGGACCGCUCGGUCCCACGGUGCGCAGACCCAUUGAUGAAGAAGAUGGCCCCAAGAAGUCGCCCAGGAAACGCAGGCCUCGAAAAGAACUUACCGAAGAAGAAAGACAAAAGAAACGUAGAGAAAGGCGAAGAAAAGAGCAAGACAGGUUGAUGAGCUUUAGAUCAGAAGAGUUUGUAAGGCCCGAGGACGAUGAAACGGAUUCUGAGUACGACGAAGCCUUCUUCGCUCGAGAACGCGAGAUAAAAGCAAAGGCAGCGGCCAUUCGCCACGUUGCGGAACGCCUUCCUGUGCCUAGAAAGCCAACUAGAAAGCGUGGGAUUGCAGCUACAGAAUCUGCAUCAAGUAGUGAGGAGCAUCAGGAAGGAAGUGGAGAUUCUGAAUCUGGUCACGAUUCUGAUCCUGGCGACGAUUUCAUUCUUAGGGCAAUGAAUACAACUCUUGAGGAAGAGAACGAGGGGCAGCCGGAAGGAACAUUGCCAGAUGGAAGUGAUGGAGAGAGUCGCAAGAGGAGACGAAUCAGUGUUGAAAAGACUCAGCCUGACGAGGAUGAGGAAAUGGGCGGCGUGAAUAAGAAUGGAGAUGAGGAUGAGGAUGAAGCACCUGUCGUCACUCGAAGGCCGCGUGUGCGGGGUGGGUUUGUUGUGGAUAGUGAUGAUGAUGAGUAGAUAUUAAGUAGCAUAAUUACUGGCGUCUGGAGCGUGCAUGCUAUAUAACAUGGUAGGAAAGGGGCAAUGGACACGUCUAGAUUUAAUGAACGAACGUCACCACCAGGUCUCUGCCAUACUAUCCUGUGGAAGUCAUGGCCAAGACUCGGGAGAACUGGGUACAAGAUAUGGUUAACGGAGACUGAUUCUAGAUUCUUCAGACUAACGUAUACAGGACUCUAUUGGAGAUGGGAGACUAUCUAGCAGUGGUAUAUCCUCCAAACAUGUUAUCUCGCUGGCUUAUAUCUUUCUAUCCAAAACAUAAAUCAUACUCUUUUCUAUGGGGUUGACUUUCUUUAUGGUCGUCUCUCCAAACUCCUCCUUCUUGUCGCUGUGCUCUGCCCAGAUUGUAUUUGACCUAGCUCUGCAAGAUCCUCCUGGCUCUUUCUAGGAGCACCAGGAUGCGCAAGCACACUAUCGCGAUGUUCUGGACGUCGGAGGGCAUCGUUCUGCUGCAAAGCAGACUUCUCGUCGUCCUUGCCGCCCCAUGACCCCCCAAUUCCCUCCAUGAUGAACUCGGAAGCUGUUGGUUGGUCAAGAAGAGAGAGUUCCUCGGGGGAGAAUAUGUAGGGGAGUAACAGAGCACGGAUUGGUAUUAGGGCAAAAAUGAUGACAGGGAAGCCGACAGCGGCUACAGUCUGGGUGAUAGCAAAAGUGGCACCGAAACCAACCAGCUCUAUGAGGACAAAGUACCAGAUAGCUGAGCGCCGGCGAAUUUGAAGUAGGGGGCUGUUUGAAGGCGUAAGGGCACGAUCGCGAGCUAGGAAAAUAAGCUUGCCAGUGAUACCAUUCCCCUCAAGGGCCUGGACACCCAUGACAAAGAAUAGACCCGCGAGCACACCAUGGGGGAUCAAGUGAAGAACCACUAGAAGAGGCCCCGUCAUAGUGCCCAAAGUAAGGAGACCUUGAGCAAAGUUGGAAAAUCGUUGCUCUACAACGUGUGUGGCCUCGAAGGAAUAACCACCACCUACUGGGUUGCCAUCUUCAUCAUCUUCCUUGACAGCUUUUGUAACGCAGAGCGACUCGGUAUGGAAGGGUGCUUGGGGGAUGAGACCAUUGGGGAAUGGUAGGCCAAGGAUACCUGCAACACCAGUUGUCAAACCGAGGAGGAAUAUAUCCCAGUGGAAACCAGCAGGUUUGCGAAGUGGAAACUCGCUGCCUUGGGCGAUGAGUGAAGAA
Molecule: messenger RNA, 4812 nt
Organism: Fusarium odoratissimum NRRL 54006
Lineage: Eukaryota; Fungi; Ascomycota; Sordariomycetes; Hypocreales; Nectriaceae
Product: replication fork protection complex subunit Tof1/Swi1
Exons: 3
Coding region: 160-3594 (1144 amino acids)
Biological process (GO): replication fork arrest; DNA repair; DNA replication checkpoint signaling
Cellular component (GO): replication fork protection complex
Molecular function (GO): DNA binding
Source: RefSeq, a predicted model, not a curated record